Molecule: messenger RNA, 5007 nt
Organism: Closterium sp. Naga37s-1
Lineage: Eukaryota; Viridiplantae; Streptophyta; Zygnematophyceae; Desmidiales; Closteriaceae
Source: the annotation of a GenBank genome assembly
AUGGAUCCUUUAUCAGCUUCUCAAGACGUGAAGCACCAUGGUGAUACAGCCGCUGCAGAGAGCCUACAUCUAGGGAUGCCUUCAAAUCCCAGUGGUGGACACACAGUCUUCACCACCGAACAGGAUCUUUCUGGCCCUUCUUUUGAAGCACAUCCUGCUGUUGCCCAUACGGCACAGCGGCCAGAUCAAGGGCCUGUUGCUGAAGGAGGAGGGAGCAGUGGUGUUGGAGGGAUUGCAGAGGGGGGAGGAGGAGAGGGUGUGACGGCCGAUGUGAAGGGUGGGAGAGGGACUGGGGAUGGAGGAGGUGGAGAGGGUAUGACUGGCGGUGUGAAGGGUGGGAGGAAGGCGAGGCGAGGACCGCUUGGCCAUGUGCGAAGCUUCCUAGAAAAGGUGGAGGAGAGAAUGCAUCGCAGUCCCCGGCAGCAGCGACAGGAGCCAAUCAGGCAGGUCCACGUGGAGGCAGCAGAAAGGGAGAGGCCGCAGCAGGCACAGCAGAAAGUGAUGCAGCAGCAGCAGCAGAAGGGGAAAGCAACUGCACCAGAAGCAGCAAGGCCUGCGGAGGCGUCGGGUGUGGGUGGGGUGGGCGUGGGAGGGAGUGAAAAGAGGUCUGGAGGGCUGGGACGACGAGCAGAAGGCCGUAGCUUGUCUGUUGGAAUGGUGGAAGAGGAGGCGGGGGGAGAAGAGGUCAAAGAGGGGGGCAGAGAGGAGAGAGGAGAGGAGGGCAAGGAGGGGACAGAGUCGGGAGGCAUUAGUAGCGUGCAAGGUAUGAGGGAGGAGGAGGGUAUGGCACAAGGGACAAGAAGCCCAAGAGGCGGAUUCGUGAGGAGGAUGAGGGAGAGGGUGAAAGGGGCACUGCACCCACACCGCCGCCCUGGCAGGAGCCGCAAGCGGGAUCUCAGUGGCACGCACACACGAUCCAGCAGCGUCGACAGCCCCAUGCUCAUCCCUUGCCCCCGCUUCAACCUCACCUUCCUGUAUCUGGACCUCAGUGGCAUGUACACACCCUCCAGCAGCGGCGGUAGCCCCAUGCUCACCCCUCGCUCUCCAUUCAAGCUCACCAUCAUGCGUGUGUGUAUUUCCCCCAUCCUUCCGUCCCCCUUUCCUCGUACUCAGCUGGACCUCAGCGGAUUGAGCACACCAUCCAGCAGCGGCGGUAGCCCCAUGCUCACCCCUCGCUCUACAUUCGAGCUCACCAUCAUGCGUGUGUGUAUUUCCCCCGUCCUUCCGUCUCUCUUUCCUCGUACUCAGCUGGACCUCAGCGGAUUGAGCACACCAUCCAGCAGCGGCGGUAGCCCCAUGCUCACUCCUCCCACGCCCCCUCCGUCUCCUGCUGACGUGGAGAAUCUGGGUGCAUCUGCACCGUCGAUUGCGGAAGCGAUGCAAGCGGGAACAAGUGGUGACUUGGCAGGAGGGGAAGGAGGUGACGUGGCACGGCUGAGGGCAGUUGCAGAAGAGCUUAUACUGAAGGGGGGGUCGGACGAGGUGUUCUAUGAUGCCCACAUGUCGUUCUAUGGGCCGUUGGAUGCCGCAGAGCAGGAGAAUCUGAGGGUGGCCGUGCAGGCAGCCAUUUCAGAGGCUGUAGCAGAGGGAUUGAAGGGGAAGGAGGGACCUGCGGUAAGUGGGGAGGGGCCUGUGGCAAGUGGGGAGGGGCCUGUGGUAAGUGGGGAGGGGGCUGUGGUAGCCAGUGAGGGGCCUGCGGUAACCAGGGAGGGGCCUGCGGUAACCGGGGAGGAGCCUGAAGUAGCUGGGGAGGAGCCUGUGGUGACCGAAGAGGGCCCUGUGGUAGUUGGAGAGGGGCCAAUGGUAACCAGAAAGGGGCUUGUGGUAACCAGAGAAGGUUCUGAUGUAACCGGGGAGGGGCCUGUGUUGACUGGGGAGGGGCUGGGGCCCGAGGCGGCACCUGAAGAAUCACCUGAAGCGUUACCUGAGGCUGGAACGCCACCUGGUCUGUGGCAGCUGCCACACGAGGAGACUUCAACAUUGGAGCCUUCAUUAGAGUCACCGCCAUCAUCCCAGCCUCCCAUCGCUGCUGCGCUCCCUCUAUCUCCCGUUGUGGCUCCCCUUGUUGAGUCAGGUCCUUCACAAGCACCAGAAACAGCAGCUGCUGCACCCCUUCCCCUCCCACCCACUUCAAUUGAGCUGCCUGCUGCUUUUGUUCCUGCUGCUCCUGGUGCGGCGUCAGCAGCACGCCCCCUACAGUCAACAGAGAAAGAAGAGGAGGCUGCACCCUCUGCUUCCAAACUCAGUUCCACUGAGCUGCUUCCUGCUACUGUACCAGCGGCAGCUACUCCUGCUGCUGCUCCUGGUGCCGCUGGUGUUCUCUCAGCUGCAGCAGGCGCAACAGGGGAGCCUGCAACCGAUGUGCUCUCCGCUGCUGCUGCUGAGUCGGCAGAGCCGUCGAUUGCUGUUGCAAGUGCCGAGUCAUCAGGUCCGGAUGUUGUUGCUGCAGAAUCAGCAGGCCCUGGUGCUGUUACUGCUGAGUCAGGAGGGGUUACUGUCAUUGACACAGCAGGCGCACGUGCUGCUGCAAGCAUGGCAGCAGGAGGAAAGGACGCUGAAGGAACCAGCAACCCUGGCGUUAAGACUCCAGGUGGCAUGGGUGGCAUAGGUGAUCGAGGUGGCUUGGCUGGCUUGGCCGGCAUGGGCGGCAUGGGUGGCGCAAUGGGUGGUACUCAUGGUGGGAGGAGGGAGGAGAGCGCAGCAAGUGAAUGGAGCAGCCAGUCACAGGAGGGGUCGCCGCCUGGUGCGAGGAUGAAGAAACUGGGCGAGGUGGAGGAGAUGAUUGGAGAAGGGGAUGACGGGGUAGCAGGGGAGGAGGCGGAGGGUUCUGUGUCAGAGCAGGGCGGAUUGGUGGGGGCGAAAGGAAGACUGUUGGGAGCACGGAUGAUGGGAGAGGGACAAGAGUUGGGAGGUUCUGAGCGGGAAGGGAUGAUGGAGGAAGAGGUUCUUGGAGCUAUUGUGGAGGGUGACAGGGAGGGAGACGAGGAGGGAGAGCAGGGUUGGGCUGGGACGGCUCAGGAGGCAGGUGUCGUGCAGGGAGAGGUGCCUGCAGCAGCUGCUGUUGCGGAGAAGGGAGAGGUGCCCGAUGGUACUGCUGCUGCUCCAGACGAGGAGGGAGGGGUGCCUGGUGAUGGUGGUAGUGGUGCUGUUGCGGGGGAAGGCGAGGUGCCUGCUGCUGCUACUGCUGCGGAGGAGGAGGAGGAAGGGGAAAUGGUUCCUGGUGGUGGUGGUGCUACCGCUACUGCUACUGCUGAGGAUGAAAAGGUGCCUGCUGCUGCAGAAGAGGGAGAGACGACUGCUGUUGCAGAGGCAGCGAGAGAGGUACCGGCAGAUGAGGAGCCAACACUUGGCACCGUGGUUGCAGCUAUGCUACCCUCGACGGUGGUGCGUAUGCUGGGGUUAGAAGGUGAGGGCGAGGCAAGCAGGGGGCGAGUGGGGGAGACGGAGAUGCUGGCAGAGGCAGAGGAGGAGCAGCAGCAGGAGCAGGCAGGGUGGAAGGGGCGGGAGGAGAAGAAGCAGCAGCAGAAGGCUUGGCAACAGGAAGAGGAGCAGGAGCAAGUGCAGCAGCAAUCUGGCCCAAGUGGCACUGCUGAGGAGGAGACCAAAGUGCCUGCUGCUGCUGCUGCUGCUGCUGCUGCUGCUGCUGCUGCAGAGAAGGGAGAGGUGCCUGCAGCUUUUACUGCUGCGGAUGAGGAGAAAGAAAUGCCUGCUGCUUUUGCUGCAGAAGAGGGAGAGGCGCCAGCAGAUGAGGAGACGACAACACUUGGCACCGUGGUUGCAGCUAUGCUACCCUCGACGGUGGUGCGUAUGCUGGGGUUAGAAGGUGAGGGCGAGGCAAGCAGGGGGCGAGAGGGGGAGACGGAGAUGCUGGCAGAGGAGCAGGAGGAGCAAGGGGAGGAGCAGGAAGGGUGGAAGGGGCGGGAGGAGACGAAGCAGCAGCAGCAGCAGCAGCAGCAGGAGGAGAAGCAGCAGGAGGAGCAGCAGCAGGAGGAGAAGCAGCAGGAGGAGCAGCAGCAGGAGGAGCAGCACCAGCACGGAUGGCAGGAGGAGGAGGAGCAGGAACAGGUGGAGCAGGCAUUUGGCCCAAGUGACACUGUUGAAAAGGAAGUUGAAGGAGGAGAGCGAGAGAAACAGCAUUCGACCACAGCUGCCCUUGCAGCAGCUGCGCCCCCUUCCUGGCUCUCCCCUACCAGGGGAACAGAGGGAGGAGCGGGAGCAGUGAUUGAGGAGGAGGAACGGGAAGUGCAGCAGCAGCAGAAGAUGCAGCCACAUCAGCUGCAGGAGAUGCAGGAGAAGCAGCUUCUGGAAGCUCAGAAGGAUGAAAGUUUCUGGAGUCAUACAGAAGAAGGGGAGGAAGGAACUGAAACAUUAUCUGCUGAGGGGGGUGAAGUUCCAACCAAGGGCCUGGCUGCAGGAGGGAGGAGUGCAGGUCCGACCAAGGGCCUGCACACAAGAUUUCUUGAGAGCAUGAUGCCUGGCGUGGACUGGAGCGACGUGGCUGCAGAGGAAACGAGUGGCGCUCCCAAGGAGUCAAUGCUAGGUGGGAAGGCAACAGAGCCGUCUAAAGUGGCAUCCGACUGGAUUCCUGGGGGGAGAGUGUCUGAAAGGCAUCCCUAUACCUUUGAUACCCCACAAAUGGGUACGUCCGAGCUGCCAGGAGAAAGUGUGUCAGGGAAUUCAGCAAAGCUUGGAGGAGAGACAGGGUGGGCUGGGCUGACCCGAUGCAUUAGGUCCGAGGAGAGGGGAGGGGAUGUGGCUCAGGAAGGGGGUGUGGUUCAACCAGUGGGAGAAGAGGGGGCUGUGCACGAAUCAGGAGGUGGAUUGGACGUGAAUGCAUCAGGGGACAUGGGAGAAAAUGUGACGGGAUGGGGGGAUGAGGAGGUGGAUGAGCCAAUGAGCGUGGAGGAGAGUGCACGGCUGGUGGAAGAAGCACGAGGGGAGCUGAGAGGGGCACGGGAGGACAUGGCUAAAGCGUUGGAGAGGCAGAUGCAUAUGUUGGCUGCAUGA